GGGCGCUCGUCAGUCCCGCUUCCAGUUAAACUUUUACCGUGCACGCAUCAGGCCAGCGAACAGCGAGCAGGCGGACGCGGACGGGACGACGACUGUGUGUGUGGCGUGCUCCAUCGUUUUAGAAUUUUGACUCUGCCCCGAACCCAGUGUAACGGUCAAACGAAAUUGAAAGCGGACAAUAUUAACCCCCAGCAUCAGCACCGGACCCCAAAAAUAAUACAAAAUAUAAUUUUAAUAAAUAUAAUACGAACGUGCGUGAGAAAUCCAACAACAAAAUAAAUAAGUGCGAGUUGUUUUGAGGAAAUAUUUAAAUGGAAAUGCGGAAAAUCUGUUUGUGCUACUUGAAUGAAAAAUAAAUGCCAUUAGUGUGUGGAAAACAGCAAAUAUUUAUUCCUAUACAAGUAUAAGCAAAAUCAAGAAAAAUCAUUUGAAUGGAAAAGUGCUUGAGCCAAAAUUGAAACUGUGGAACCAGAAUUUUCCACCGGACAAAAACUCAUUGUCUGUUCUCUCAGUUUUCAUUUCCCCCACAUAUGUAUUUUCCAAUAUUCUGUGUGCUAUUAUUAAGAUAAUCAGUGCGACACUUGCCACCUGUUUGGCAGCAUUUUUGGAAAUACAUUUCUAUGCCAAAGACUUUCCGAAAGAAAGCCGUGAAAGUGAGAGUGUUUGAGAGUGUUGUUGACCCCAGCCUCAUGCAAGGUGUUAAGGAGGUCUGAAGAGCCGUCUAAGCCGUUAAGAGAGAUACUCGUACGAGAAGAAGGAGCAAGACGAAUGGAGAAAGGCCAGUCGACAAUCAUUGGACAGAUCCACCCAUAAAUACCAACCACAAACAGCCACUCUGUAGAUUAUCCGGUAUAGAUAUAGUGGAGCAAUACCCAUAAAAGUCAAUGUGCUGGUCGACAUCAAGCGAAAUCAUUUAAUAGGCAGCCGGCAGCUACGUUUUUAUCAAGCAUACGCCGCGUUUUCCAGCAAAAAGAGGAGAAGGAGGAUGGUGCCCUGCCCUGCCCUGUCCCACAUAAAUUUGUAAUCAAGCGACACAAAGGCCAAACGCCAAACGCCAGACGCCAGAGGCGAAGCUCCACGAGAAGCCCUGGAAGCUGGGAGCUGGAGAGAAACUAAUAAGACGACUUAUUCUUAUUGAAAUUAUGAUUAAUGACGGGAAUAUUGUACAACAACAGCGAAGGGUAAAUCAAGGCAUUGUGCGGCACUAGGGGUGCUACGCGAUGAUGAACACAAUGAUGAACACAAUGAUCCAGAUGAUGAUGAUGAGCAGCAGCAGCCGCAACAGCAGUUUAGUGCUGUGUAGACAUCACCUUCUCACGAAUUGAAACCGCAAUUCUGGAACACAGAGAACACCGUUUGAUGGCUUCGUCCGCGGCGGAGUACGUUGCAGCAGCAGCGGCAGCCCGACGGCGACGCCAUCAGAGCAACCACCGCACCAAACUGAUCUCCACCGCCACACUGACGCUGCUGAUACUCUUUCUCAGCAGUUGGGUGGCCUAUGCAGCGGCCAAAGCGGCCAAAGCGGCCACCACGGCCACCCCGAGGCUCGAGGAGAGCGGCGCGGAACCGGAGUCAGUCACGGACUUCAACAGCAGCAGCGCCUUCCUGGGUGCCGUGGCAGCCGCUUCGCCAUCGGCAGCUUCGGCGGCUGCCUUCACCGCCACCACAGCGCUGCCAUAUCCAUACUCCGCGUCGCUCAACAGCAGCCCCGUGGCAAUCAUAAGCUAUCAGGGGAUAACCAGCAGCAUUACGGACAGCAACACCACUCUGGGGCCGCUCUCGGACACCCCGUUGUUGAUUGAGGAGUUUGCUGCCGGGGAGUUUGUCCUGCCACCGCUACAGUCCAUCUUCGUAAGCCUCGUCCUACUCAUUGUCAUCCUGGGCACCGUGGUGGGCAAUGUCCUCGUCUGCAUAGCCGUGUGCAUGGUGCGGAAGCUGAGGCGGCCCUGCAACUACCUGCUCGUCUCCCUGGCCCUCUCCGACCUGUGCGUGGCUCUGCUGGUGAUGCCGAUGGCCCUGCUUUACGAGGUGCUGGAGAAGUGGAACUUUGGUCCGCUGCUCUGCGACAUCUGGGUGUCCUUCGACGUUCUCUGCUGCACCGCCUCAAUCCUUAACCUGUGCGCCAUCUCCGUGGACCGCUAUCUGGCCAUCACCAAGCCUCUGGAGUAUGGCGUGAAGCGAACGCCCCGCCGUAUGAUGCUCUGCGUGAUGGUUGUGUGGCUGGCUGCCGCUUGCAUCUCGCUGCCACCGCUGCUGAUCCUGGGCAACGAGCACGAGGAUGAGGAUGGAAUGCCUAUAUGCACGGUGUGCCAGAACUUCGCAUAUCAGAUAUAUGCCACGCUGGGCUCCUUCUACAUCCCGCUGUCCGUGAUGCUGUUCGUCUACUACCAGAUCUUCAGGGCUGCCCGCCGCAUCGUGCUGGAGGAGAAGCGAGCCCAGACCCAUCUCCAGAAGGCGCUCAACGGCAAGGGCUCGCCCACGGCCGCCGAUCCGCCGCUGGGACACACGGAGCUGGUCAGCGGCAAUGGACAACGGCACAGCAGCGUGGGCAACACCUCCCUCACAUACUCCACCUGUGGGGGACUCAGUAGUGGCGGCGGCGCCAUCAGUGGCGGACCGUCGGGCGGACAUCACGGCGGCCACCAUGGCAGCGGUGGCGGUGCGAGCGGUUCUACCGGACUCCUGGGGUCGCCGCACCACAAAAAGCUCCGCUUUCAGCUGGCGAAGGAGAAGAAGGCCUCCACUACGCUGGGCAUCAUUAUGUCGGCCUUCACCGUCUGCUGGCUGCCCUUCUUCAUACUGGCUCUCAUCCGGCCCUUCGAGACGAUGCACGUGCCGCCCUCGCUCUCCUCCCUGUUCCUGUGGCUGGGCUAUGCCAACUCCUUGCUGAACCCCAUCAUCUAUGCCACCCUCAACCGCGACUUCCGCAAGCCCUUCCAGGAGAUUCUCUACUUCCGCUGCUCCAGCCUGAACACGAUGAUGCGGGAGAACUACUAUCAGGAUCAGUACGGAGAGCCGCCCUCGCAGCGUGUGAUGUUGGGGGAUGAGCGUCACGGAGCCAGAGAGAGUUUUCUAUAAGCGAUGAUUACAUUUAGGACGAUGAAUGCGUUGACAUCUUUGCUCACUAGCUCACUCAAACACAAACACACACACUAACGUAUAUAAGAAGAGUAUUUGUAUGUAGUAGUGUUAGUAGUGCACCGACCCCCCUCGCCAUGCAUAUGAGUAUGUAUGUAUUUAGGUGCGAUAUACAUAUGUAGACGACUCCUCUAAAAACGUAAAUCGUUGUUGUAAUUUUAAAAAGGUAGAACUAUAAGUAUCCACACGUACACAUACACACGGUUGUAACUGUGACAGGUUUCUACGGUUCCUUUUAUGUUUCGAAAACAAUCAGCACCGGAAAUAAGCCACAAUCGUUAUCGAAUCUACUGAUAUCCUAUCUGCCCUAGCGCACCUAUGUGGUUAUCCCCUAGCCAGCCCUGCUCCACUCCCCUCCCCAAUAGUUAGUUGAUUUUGCAAGAGCGAGAUACUCAAAACAGAGCCAAAAAUUAACCUAAUUAAUAAUCUAGAUACGUAUUAGCCCUACUAUAAUUAAUAUUACAAUUAUGUUCCGUGCAAGAAGCUAUCCUCUGUAAAUACGGUUCAAUGGCUCUGUCUAUAUAUUAUACACAUAAACGAUAUAAAGUAUAUUUAAGAGUGCAAGGUCGCGGCUCGGGCUCAAGGGAGAACAACUACUAUAAUAUUGUAUUUUGUAACUUUCUUCAUUAGUCCUUCGUUGUAUGUAUUUUGUAUGAAAAAGUCACGCCUCUCUGUGAUACCAAACAUUAAGCAUUACUUUUAUGUUUAGAUUGAAUCGAAGCUGCAUCAGACGGAACGGAAAGCACACACGCAACACCUACUUAUACAAAAGCAUCUAGAUAUAGUCUACUAAGUGUGCAUGUUUUUAUUGUAUGUAAAUGUAUAUGUAUAUGUAUAUGUAAUGAUAAUGAUAUUCACAUGAAACCAAACCAAACAUAAGCAAGCGAGAGAUAAACUAUCAAACCUAUUUACAUACCACACCCACGACCCACACCACGCCACACACCACUCAUGAGAAGAAACCAUGACAAAACUAAGCUAAAGCCUAGCUAAUAUUACGAGUAAGAGCACGAGUACGCAACAGCCAAGUGCUAGAGUUCUCUAUGAAAACAAACAUCAAAUAUGAUAGUAACUAUAACAAAACAAAAAACAUAAAACAAAACAAAACACUUUCCGAGUGAAGCUUACCAAAAACAAACUGCAGAACUGCAUUUGAAUACUGUUUUUCCAACGAGUGCAGUGCGGAAGUUAAUGCAUCAAAUAAAAGGCAAACCGUAUAAAUGUAA
Molecule: messenger RNA, 4364 nt
Organism: Drosophila guanche
Lineage: Eukaryota; Metazoa; Arthropoda; Insecta; Diptera; Drosophilidae
Gene: 5-HT7
Product: 5-hydroxytryptamine receptor 1
Exons: 3
Coding region: 1360-3078 (572 amino acids)
Biological process (GO): adenylate cyclase-activating adrenergic receptor signaling pathway
Cellular component (GO): membrane
Molecular function (GO): G protein-coupled amine receptor activity
Source: RefSeq, a predicted model, not a curated record